Messenger RNA from Anolis sagrei ordinatus, 4769 nucleotides. It is a transcript of the gene CTDSP2, whose product is annotated as CTD small phosphatase 2. NCBI's taxonomy places the organism in Eukaryota, Metazoa, Chordata, Lepidosauria, Squamata, Anolidae. The record is from RefSeq and is a predicted model, not a curated record. Gene Ontology annotation, molecular function: RNA polymerase II CTD heptapeptide repeat phosphatase activity.
UGUGUGCGUGUGUGUGCGCGGAAGGAAGGGGAGCUUGAGCGCGAGAGGGAGGAGGGGCUUUGAGGAGGGUUACCAAAAUAACAAAAGCAAAUCGGAAGGCGUGUAUGUGUGUGUCUUUUUGUUGUUCCUGUUGCAACAGUUGCGCGGGAUCCUAUCUGUCAGAGGAGGAGGAGGAGGAGGGUGGUCCGGGGAGGGCGGCUUGUUUAUCCGGAGGAGAAGGAGCCGGGGAGCCUGGAAACUGCCCGCGUCCCAUUUCCUCCCUCCUUCCCUCAGUCAGUGGCGCGCGCGUGGAUGUGAGUGCGGGGUUCCCUCCCCCCCCCUCCCUCUCUUCUUUGCUUCGCCCGCCGCGGAUUCUCCUCCAUGUUGGACCCGAUCUGAGGAGCGAGUCCCGUGUGCAUGCUGUGGGCUGGAAGGAGGAGCGGAGGCCACCCUCCUCCAUUGCCUUGCGCCCCCCUUCCUUCCUUCCUUCCCCUCUCCCUCCCUCCUUCCUCCCCUCCUCCCUCCUCCUCCUCCGGAGCCUGGGAUCCCCUGGGUCUGCGGGGGAUUGUUAGAUGGAAAGCCGGUCCAUCAUCACCCAAGUGCAGAGGGACGACGCCGCCUUGGUGCUCGCCAAGCAAGUCUUGGUGUCCAAAUCUUCCCCAAAGAAGCCUCGUGGCCGGAACAUCUUCAAGGCUCUCUUCUGUUGCCUCAGAGCACAGGAUGUUGGCCAGCCAGCCCUUGGCAGCGGAGAACAUGGAUCACCGAAGGAGGAGACCAACACCAUUGCCAAGUCUGAUCUGUUGCAGUGUCUUCAGUACCAGUUUUACCAGAUUCCUGGGACGUGCCUUCUCCCUGACGUGACUCAACAAGACCAGGGCCGGAUCUGCGUGGUGAUUGAUCUGGAUGAGACCUUAGUACAUAGCUCCUUCAAGCCCAUCAACAAUGCCGACUUCAUAGUGCCUGUUGAAAUAGAGGGAACGACCCAUCAGGUCUAUGUGCUGAAGAGGCCAUUUGUCGAUGAGUUCCUGAGGCGGAUGGGGGAGCUGUUUGAGUGCGUGCUCUUCACUGCCAGCUUGGCUAAGUACGCUGAUCCAGUCACUGACCUGCUGGACAAGUGUGGAGUCUUCCGAACGCGCCUCUUCCGGGAGUCGUGCGUGUUUCACCAGGGCUGUUAUGUUAAGGACCUCAGCCGUUUGGGUCGUGACCUGCGCAAAACCCUCAUCCUGGACAAUUCUCCUGCCUCCUACAUCUUCCAUCCAGAGAAUGCGGUGCCGGUCCAGUCUUGGUUUGACGACAUGGCGGACACUGAGCUGCUGAACUUGAUCCCGAUCUUUGAGGAGCUGAGUGAGGCAGAGGACGUUUAUACCAGCCUUGGUCAACUGAGGGCUCCUUAAAGCCCUCCUAGCACUAUGCCCAAAGGGGAACUUUUUCACUCAGUGCCUUCAGUAUUGGCCAGGAGGAAGGGAGGGGAACUGCACAUGCAUUACUCAUGACCCUCCCACAGGGCAGAUGCAAGCACUUUGAGGGCAAUAACCUGCUUUGGCCACCCAUUAGGUUGUGCCAGAGCAGCUUCCAACCAGGGUAUGGACGGAUGCCGGAGCCUCUGGCCUUUCCACCCAAAUGCAGGGACAUCAAACAUAGACACCCCCUCCCCAUUAGGGUUCAUAUCUAUGCACUGCAGGGACUCAGGCAGCAUCAAGAGGGAGAGUGCCAUUUCCUCCCCUCCCCACACCAUGAGGGUUCGACAUUGUCUCUGCCCUGCUGCAAGAUGAUGAUUCUCUGUGGAUGUUGUCCAUGCAGCUCAGACAGCCUUCCCCCUUGGUAACCUGAAACAAUGCCAACUGGAUUGUUUGGCAUUUAUUUUCUUUUUAAAAGGUAUUAUCCUCCUGCUACCCCUAUUUCUGGAUGUUUCUUGAGAGCGCAGAUUUACCUUGUCCUGGGCAAUACAGCCCUGGGGCCAAGGAGAGGCCUCCUUGGUGGAAACCUCCCCUGAUCUCUCAAAUACUUACCUCUGCCCUAUCCAGGCAUCAUCCAGGAGGACUUUGUAUGAGAGAAGCUUUUCCUUGCCUUUUGUACCUGACUGGAAAGAAAAGAGGGUGGAGGGAGACUGUCGCUCCGCAGCUUUAUUCCUCUUCCCUUGUCCUGCUCUUGCAUCACUUCUUCAAAGAAACCAAGCCUGUGCAUUCAAGGGGUUUGGUCCCUAAUUUUCCUGGGCUUAGAAAAAGCCAUGUUUUAUACCUUGCCUUGUGUCUGGAUUAUGCCCACAAGUGAAAGAUAAGACCCAGAGGAAGACAAGACCUCACAACCCCCCUCUAAUUUUAGUGGCGUAGGAUAGUUAAGGACUAAGACUAAAAUAGUUAACCUACCUGGUUCCCUCACACUCUAUAAGGGUUUAGAAGUGGCAUUAUAGAUAAUCACAUGAUCCUGAAUUCAGGCCUAAUAUCGUUAGGGGAGGGGGCAGAACUAAAUAGAACUAGUUUAAAGCAACAUUACUUGCCUUAAACAUUUGCCUUGUUGUUUCAUGCUCUCUGCCCUCACUGAGAGCACGUGCUAGCCUGAAGGGAAGGAGGACAUUACUUUUGCCCACUAGUGUCUUACCUCCCUUGAUGGUGUCCAGGCAACCAGGACACCACCCAGGCAACUCCGGACACAUUUUAGGGCGCAUCAUUAAAACUUGAAAACCUAGCCCUUUGGGUGGCCUCAGGGAAUUGUGGACUAGCAUACUAGAAGCAGUGGUGGCAAGUAGAGAGGGGCACAUUUGUUUCACACAUGCGCACAGUCUGUUUGCUCCAUGCUGCAUUUUUGGGGAAGGAAGGAAAGUCCUGCCCAGCAGCUGUGCCUCUUUCUUGCUUAGCUCUCUCUGGGUUGGGCCUCUGUUUAGCAGUUUGGCCAACCCAUUUCUUUCUCUACACACUCCCUCAGCCUUGCAGGUGGUGCCAGUCAGCUCUCAGAAACCAAAUGUAUACAGGGGUUUUUGUAACUAUUUAUAUACACAGGGAGCUGCCUGCCAGAGCCACCUAUUCUCCCUUUUCCCUUCCCCAAUGGCAUGGUACACUUCCCUUCCAAGUCAUGUCUUCACAUGCUGUGAAUAGGUGCUUUCGAAGUGCCAUGGGGUGGGAGACAACCAAAUGUUUCAACUGACAGCCAGCUUGCUUUUCUCCCUUUCCCUCCUGUAAGCAAUAUACUGCAAGUGACUUCAUGUGUAGCUGGUGUGUGGUGGGAGAGGUGCAGAGAUCCUUCAGGGCUCUUGUUUUUUGUGUGUGCAUGUGUUCAUUUAUGUAGUUCUGAUGCUGCCUCGCACUUUGAUCCGAGUUCUGGGUUGAGGGUUAUCUCAACCCAGGACUCAGAUCAAAGCAUGAAAGCUCCAAAGGACCAAAGCUUCAAAGACUUGAUGUCAGCUUGAGUGAGCAGGCAAUUCAUUGCUUUUUCUUUUUUUCAGUGUGUAGAUUGGCUAAUAGUUGACCUGCAAGUAUGAGUAUGUAUGUGCCUGGAAACGAGGCCUCAGCCGUGUGGACUAUUUGUGCUUGAGAGAUGUCAGCUUCUCUCACCUCUCCCUCAUUGUUUGUAUAAGCCCCUACCCUCUCUUUGCCCGAGUUGCUAAUGGCCCAUCUCUCCAUUGGCAAGGGUAUGUUGGGAACAGGUUGCCAACCUGGCAGAAGAGAGGGGUUCCCCUUUCUCCCCAUAUUGUUCAGUCUGCCCUUGUUUCAGCCACAGCCUUAAAUGAUUCAAGGUUAAUGAAUGCUGGAAAGAACAAAAGCCCUUUGUCACUCCUUCCUGGUUGAAUCUAUGCUCUCGGCUUCUAUCUUUGCCCUUUGUCAGCUGGGAAGAAAUGACACACACACCCAAAACAUACUGCGUGCAUCUAUCCUGGCCCUAUCUUCAGACAUAUAGUUAGCUCUUGGCAACUCCACUGCGCUGAACUUCACAUGACUGAAAACACCCCUGGCAAUGACACUCCUUUUUUUAUUCACGCAAGCAAACAAAUGGUGCUCUACACUUAUUCAGAAUUGCUUGUUCCUCAUCAGCCCCAAAUGCUGGGAUGAGAUGAGAUUGAGAUUACUAGUUCCCCCAUAAAAUACAUGGCAGAACCUGUGUGGGACUUGCUUCCUCUGAAGGAGGCUAGCAAAUGAGCAACCAGAAUACUUCCCCAGUUCGGUGAAAUAAAUAUGAAAGUGAUGUUUACUGGAUAGAUCUUGUCAAGUAAUGGGUGGAAGUUGGAAGGAGGAGAGGAAUUAGAUGCUUAAAUCCAUUCCAAGGAGGUACUUGCCCCAUUCCCACUGAGGGUAAGACCAAUGUAGCCUUCAAUAGCCAUAUUGAUGCCUGGGCCUAAAUUGCCAAUGUUGGGAUUGUGCCUUGAUCAAACCCAGCUGGCGAUGAGGGUCAAAUGCCAACCAAGAAGUGGUUCUAGCACUUAAUCGGGCUGUGCCUUUUAGGGGCUCCCUGACUACAUCAUCCAUGGAUGCCACCACGCAAAAAGACAUUUGCUGUUCUUCUAGAAUUCAGUUGUGUUUUGGAGUUCCUGUUUCAUAUGGGGAAUGGUAGCUUGUGCUUUUGAAUUAGGGCCCUGAACGCUCCCUUUUUCUCCCCACCUCAACAAAGUGUAAAAAAAACAAAACAUCCAUUGCCUUUGUCACAUGUCCUCACUUGCUGUUGUUUGGUUUUUGUUUUAAUUUUGUUUUAAUUGAGGAAAAAAAUCCCAAAACUUGAAGCCGGCCUUAUUGCCGUUUCGAUCUCUUUCUAUUUUUGAAAUCUUUGUAUUAACUGCAAUUAAAUAAAUUUUUUAAAAGAGA